AAAAUAAUAAGAGGGAAAAUAUUCUGUAUAUUCAAUUGUUCUGUUUAGUUACAAGGGGUUUCUCCUUUAUUUAUAGGAGAGGAUGAUUCCAAAAUAGACAAGGAAUACAAAUCCUACAAGGAAACAAAUUAUAAUCAAACUAGGAAACAAAUAAAUCAAGAUCAAUCCUAAUUUGAAUGGGAUUCGGUCAUCAAAGGAUUUGGACUUCUCAAGUGUGUGACAUGGGAGCAGCUCGCUCUAUUGUCUUGUCCUUGCCCAUAGCUUCUGGUUUAGCACUCCUUUCAACUGUCAUGGCUUCUACAAUGGUGAGCAAGAGUUACAUAUGGGCUUAUGCUACAUUCCAGUUUGCUGGGGUUUUACUAUUUACUUACAUAUUUUAUACAAUGCUUAAUGUGAGUGCAAUUCUAUCAAUUCUGCUUUCUGCCUUCACCGGAUUUGGGAUCACAUUCAGCGCGAAUUCGUUGCUUGUUGAGUACUCUAAGUGGCGUUCCACGAGGCGUAUUCAAGUGUGUGACAUGGGUGUUGCUCGCUCUAUUGUCUGGUCCUUGCCCAUAUCUUCUGGUUUAGCACUCCUCUCAACUAUCAUGGCUUCUACCAUGGUGAGCAAGAGCUACAUAUGGGCUUAUGCUACAUUCCAGUUUGCUGGGGUUUUACUAUUUACUUACAUAUUUUAUACAGUGCUUAACGUGAGUGCAAUUCUAUCAAUUCUGCUUUCCACCUUCACCGGAUUUGGGAUCACAUUCAGUGCGAAUUCGUUGCUUGUUGAGUACUUGAAGUGGCGUUCCACGAGGCGUAUUCAAGAAUGGCAUUAUACAGUGUCAAGGUUGACAUUAUCUAUUUAAUUUGUUUCGCAUUAUGCAUUCGCAUCAUUUGGGAAUAUUACAUAUAGGCUAUAUUGCUAAGAUAUAUGUUUGAUGCUGAUUUUGCUGCUAUUUUGAAACCUAGCUUCCAAUUAAAAUGGGUAAUAAAGUGAUGAACCAGAUUGGAUGCUGGAGUAUGAAAUGCUCUAGAGUGGUUAGAUUUCUCAAUGUGCUCAAUUAUCAAAGUUUAUGUAUAGCUAGUAGAGUAUCAUAUUUAUUUGUCACACAUGAUGAAAUAGACUUUGAGUUCUUGGGGAAUGUGAGUGGUGAGCCAUGCACUCUGCACAAAAAUGUUAAACAGUGUCAGUGUCGUGUCAACACGUGGUAUUCCACUAUAUGAACAAAGGAAGCACUAAAUGCCUAACUAUUUC
This is a messenger RNA of Cuscuta campestris, 1231 nucleotides long. NCBI's taxonomy places the organism in Eukaryota, Viridiplantae, Streptophyta, Magnoliopsida, Solanales, Convolvulaceae. The record is from the annotation of a GenBank genome assembly.